Messenger RNA from Neomonachus schauinslandi (Hawaiian monk seal), 612 nucleotides. It is a transcript of the gene SCX, whose product is annotated as scleraxis bHLH transcription factor. Gene Ontology annotation, molecular function: DNA-binding transcription factor activity, RNA polymerase II-specific; RNA polymerase II transcription regulatory region sequence-specific DNA binding; protein dimerization activity. The record is from RefSeq and is a predicted model, not a curated record. Bases 1 to 612 code for a protein of 203 amino acids. The transcript is spliced from 2 exons. Gene Ontology annotation, biological process: regulation of transcription by RNA polymerase II; developmental process. NCBI's taxonomy places the organism in Eukaryota, Metazoa, Chordata, Mammalia, Carnivora, Phocidae.
AUGUCCUUCGCCAUGCUGCGCUCGGCGCCGCCGGGCCGCUACCUGUACCCCGAGGUGAGCCCGCUGUCGGAGGACGAGGACCGCGGCAGUGAGAGUUCGGGCUCCGACGAGAAGCCCUGCCGCGUGCACGCAGCGCGCUGCGGCCUCCAGGGCACCCGGAGGCGGGCCGGGGGCAGGCGGGCGGGGGGCGGCGCCCCGGGGCCCGGUGGGCGGCCGGGCCGAGAGCCCCGGCAGCGGCACACAGCGAACGCGCGCGAGCGGGACCGCACCAACAGCGUGAACACGGCCUUCACGGCCCUGCGCACGCUCAUCCCCACGGAACCGGCCGACCGCAAGCUCUCCAAGAUCGAGACGCUGCGCCUGGCCUCCAGCUACAUCUCGCACCUGGGCAACGUGCUGCUGGUGGGCGAGGCCUGCGGCGACGGGCAGCCGUGCCACUCGGGGCCUGCCUUCUUCCACGCGGCGCGCCCAGGCAGCCCCCCGCCGCCGCCCCCACCGCCCCCCACCCGCGACGGCGAGAACGCCCAGCCCAAACAGAUCUGUACCUUCUGCCUCAGCAACCAGAGAAAGUUGAGCAAGGACCGAGACAGAAAGACUACGAUUCGGAGCUAG